Helianthus annuus (common sunflower) is the source of this 684-nucleotide messenger RNA. RefSeq lists its product as uncharacterized. Bases 105 to 488 code for a protein of 127 amino acids. Gene Ontology annotation, molecular function: zinc ion binding. NCBI's taxonomy places the organism in Eukaryota, Viridiplantae, Streptophyta, Magnoliopsida, Asterales, Asteraceae. The record is from RefSeq and is a predicted model, not a curated record. The transcript has 2 exons.
UGACCACAUGUUCGAUCAGAGUUCACCAAGCAUGAACCCUAAUUCAUAAACCAACCCCCAAUCUCCAAAAUUAAGCCUUUUCAAUCGAUCACAAUCAUGAAAACAUGAGUUCAUCAUCAUCGUCUUCUACAAUUCGUUCAAAAAACCCCAAAAUUUUCAGACUUGGCACCGAUGGAAGAGUUUAUUGUAACCAUGAGUUAGUUGCAAUCCGUAGGGUGGCUGGAAAUCAAAGUUCAAGACAAGGAGAAGAGUUUUAUGGAUGCCCUCUCUGGCCUGGAUCUGAUUGCAAAUUCUUUAUGUGGAAACAAGAAGUCGAUGUGGUGUUAUCAAGUGAAUGCAACUGUCGUUUCGUUGAGAUGGACAAUGAAAGACUGAUAUUUGAGAAGACAUUGAUAGAAGAAGAGAAUAAGAGUUUGAAAAAGCAAUUAAAGAAAGCAUGUUUUGUUGUUAUUGUUUGCAUUGCAGUAGUGUUGUUUUGGUUAUAUUGACCCGCUUUAGUCAUGUAUCGACUAUGUAAUAGGGUGUUUUGGUUAUAUUUGACACUUUAGUCAUGUGUCGACUAUGUAAUAGGGUGUUUUGGUUAUAUUUGACGCUUUAGUCAUGUGUCGACUAUGUAAUAGGGUGUUUUGGUUAUAUUGACGCUUUAGUCAUGUAUCGACUAUUUAAUAGCUUGUUUUGUUUCAA